GUCAAAUCGCGGGGCUUCAAUCGGAGAGAGUUCGACAGAAAUGCCCCACUAUCAUAAGACGCUUCGAAAAUUAAUUCCUUUCGUUCUUUGACUCAUCAAACAAAGCUUUCUACCCUUUUAAGCAUUUACCAAGAUUUGAAUCGGUCAAUUGAAAAAUCGACCGUACAAUUUCUGUUUGGUGGAAUCUAAUCUGUCGUCUUUUAUUCGAUUAUCGCAAAAUGUCGACUUUUGGGUCCUCGUUCAGGGUCACCACCUAUGGCGAGUCCCAUUGCCGAUCGGUAGGAUGCAUUAUCGACGGUUGCCCGCCGGGCAUGGAACUCACAGAAGCGGAUAUUCAACCACAAAUGAACCGUCGCCGACCGGGCCAAAGCAACAUCACAACACCCCGAAACGAGAAAGACCGAGUCGCCAUACAAUCCGGUACUGAGUUUGGUGUCACUCUGGGUACACCGAUCGGCCUAGUAGUUCUCAACGAAGACCAAAGGCCUAAGGACUACGGGAACAAGACAAUGGAUCUUUUCCCGCGGCCUAGUCACGCAGAUUGGACUUACCUCGAGAAAUACGGUGUUAAGGCGAGCAGCGGUGGUGGAAGGAGCUCGGCUCGCGAGACCAUAGGCAGGGUAGCUGCAGGCGCCAUCGCCGAGAAAUACCUCAAACUUGCCUUUGGUGUUGAGAUUACCGCCUUCGUCACUUCCGUCGGUUCAGUUCACAUGUUUCCGCCCACAGUCGAGUACCCAACGCAAAGCCAGAACCCGGCGUUCUUAGAGCUCAUCGAAUCGAUCGAUCGGGAAACUGUCGAUAAGUUCCUACCUGUACGAUGUCCAAACGAGGAAAUGUCUCAGAAGAUGGCGGACUACAUAGCCGCCUUCAAGGAGCGCAAUGACAGCAUCGGUGGAACUGUCACCUGUGUUAUCAAGAAUGUUCCCAGCGGCCUAGGAGAGCCGUGCUUUGACAAACUAGAGGCGAAGCUCGGACACGCCAUGCUCAGCAUACCUGCAACCAAGGGCUUCGAGGUCGGCUCCGGCUUCGGUGGCUGCGAGGUUCCUGGCUCGAUCCACAAUGACCCUUUCAUUAAGGCGCCCGACGCAUCUACCGGCCAGGAAACCGGCGCGGGGCGUAACGGAACGCCGAGGCCGAAGCUCACAACCAAGACGAAUAAUUCGGGAGGCAUCCAAGGUGGUAUCUCAAACGGCGCACCGAUCUACUUUCGCGUCGCAUUCAAGCCACCUGCUACCAUUAGCCAGGCGCAGACCACCGCCACGUACGACGGCGAGUCCGAGGGCGUUCUGGAGGCAAAGGGGAGGCACGACCCUUGCGUGGUACCGAGAGCAGUGCCGAUCGUGGAGGCCAUGUCUGCACUAGUUGUUAUGGAUGCGCUUAUGCAGCAGAUGGGCAGGCACGAAGCCAAGAGGCAUCUUCCACCCGCGAAAAUAACUGUACCUGUUUCGGAUAAUGGUGUUUCUAUGGGUGUAAAAUAAAGGGGUUCGAGUAGAUAAAAUAUUAAUAUUGUCAGAAAAAUACUACCUAAAUAGGGGCAUAAUGUGAAUUAUCGUAUUGAGAUUUUUAGGGUGGGGUGAUAUCCAUGGAUUAGUUACUACCUAAUCAUUUGCUAGGCUUACCACU
Molecule: messenger RNA, 1623 nt
Organism: Annulohypoxylon maeteangense
Lineage: Eukaryota; Fungi; Ascomycota; Sordariomycetes; Xylariales; Hypoxylaceae
Product: chorismate synthase
Exons: 2
Coding region: 219-1478 (419 amino acids)
Biological process (GO): chorismate biosynthetic process; aromatic amino acid biosynthetic process
Cellular component (GO): cytosol
Molecular function (GO): chorismate synthase activity; FMN binding
Source: RefSeq, a predicted model, not a curated record